This is a messenger RNA of Lottia gigantea (owl limpet), 1575 nucleotides long. RefSeq lists its product as hypothetical. Gene Ontology annotation, molecular function: signaling receptor activity. The transcript has 10 exons. The coding region runs from base 1 to 1575 and encodes 524 amino acids. The record is from RefSeq and is a predicted model, not a curated record. NCBI's taxonomy places the organism in Eukaryota, Metazoa, Mollusca, Gastropoda, Lottiidae.
AUGGAGGAUAACACAAGAGCACCAACAGUUAACAGCGUGGAUUGUGGUCCCCUGUGGGAACGGAGUAGGGAGACUGGAAGUUGUUAUCAGUACCCCGAGGUCCUGCUGAACUGGUUCGAGGCAAAACAAUUCUGUACGGAACAAGGCAGUGUUUUAGCCAGUAUCAAUAAUCCACAAGAACAGCUAUAUCUAACUGGUAGAGUUCUCACUUUACCCAAUGUAUAUCUAUGGUUAGGUUUGAAUGAUUUAAACCAUGAGGGAGGCUGGGAGUGGAUCGACCGUACACCAUUAGCUUAUAUAAAUUGGUCCGACGGGCAGCCUGAUAACAACGGCAAUGGUGAAGAUUGUGGCGCCAUUUUGACAUCAACAGGCAAAUGGAGUGAUUUCCCUUGUCAGAAUAAAACGGCGUUUAUUUGUAAGAAGAGGGGGGAGAAAACUCCAGCCACUACUCCACUGCCUGUCAGUAGAUCUUCAACAUUGCCAGAGGGUUUGAUAUUUGGGUGUGGUGAAGAAUGGACAGCCUAUCAAGAUUCGUGUUACCAAGUUUUAGACCAGGAAUACCCCUGGAUGGUGGCCCGAGAUGUCUGUAAGACUCUGACUGCUAGUCUAAUUAGUAUUGAAGAUCAGCUAGAAAAUGAUUUUAUCCGUGGAUUAAUGGCCAUGUACAAUGACUCGGCAUGGAUUGGUUUGAAUGAUAUAGAAAAGGAAUCGGUGUUUAAAUGGGUCGACAACCGUAGUGUGUCCUUCACAAACUGGGGCAAUAAUCAACCCAAUAAUCUUAACGGUCAUGAAAACUGCGUCUACAUUAAUCCACAGGGCGGCUGGAUGGACUAUAACUGUUUUAUAAUCCUGUCCUAUUCUAUCUGUGAGAAACCUAUCCCAGGAACCACGUCCAAAGUUGGUUUUCCUACUGGCCAUGUAGUUACUAGUGCCACCAAAAUACAAUGGACUACCAGAACAUCCAGUGUGAUAACCAGGAACUCGAUACAAGCUGUAACAACACCUGCUAUAUCUUAUAUACUAAAUCCUAGUCCUACUACCGAAGCGGAUGGUUUAACUUAUCGUGGUAUAGUAGGUGUCUCUGCAUUAGUAAUCGUGCUCUCUCUUGUGAUAUUUGCCUUCAUCUUGUACUCGUGUCGUAUGGUCCAACAGGGACAUCAACGGGAAUACAGAGCAGGCUUUGAGAACCCACUCUAUCAUGGCGAUUUUAACGAGGACAAACAGUUCAGAGUCUUCACACUGUCCAAUGAUAAACGAGUCAGUGUCUCUAUCAGUGAGGAAAAUCAAAAUGGCGCCGAGACGCAGACGAAUACAAUCAGUGUUACGGUGGAACGGAUAACUGAGGUAAAACCGGAAGUGACAUCACAUAGUGAUACAAGUAACGCUGACGUCUCUAAUCCAUACGUAACCUCAACAGAAAUUGUACAAUACGAUAUUCCCAAAACUGUAAAUCAAAAGAGUAAAGAAAUUUUAGACGCUCCAAACACAACAAACACACCGGAAGUGUCAGAAAUAAGAUCCGGUCAGAUUUUGGGAAUAAAUCAGGAGAUACUAGACUCUUAUAAGAGUGAUUAA